AUGCAUCUUUUUCUUGCAUUGGGCCUGUUAAUUGUUUGUGGAAUGGUUGGUGCAACUUUCUACAAUCCAAGAAGUCAGACAUAUAAUCAGUUGAUGGAAAGGCGGCAAAGAUCUAUUCCGAUCCCAUAUUCCUAUGGAUAUCAUUACAAUCCAAUAGAGCCAUCAAUGGGAUUAGAUUCCAGAAUCGACACGUUCAAACCUUUGUGUCAGAAUGUAAAAACGUCUACCCAUGACUUGAAUUCGGUUCCAAGGACUCAAUAUCAGCUAAAGAAUCCUCUCUACGAUACAGAGUAUAUUUCAGUGCGGGACAUCCCUAGUUUAUUUCCGGAAGAAGAUAGCAGCUAUGACUACAAUUACCUAAGUUCACCAAUAUACAAAUAUCUAACAGGGCCAUCAACACAAGAAAGUGGCAUUUCCAUAAACCUACUAGCUAUCAAAAAGACAUCUGUCUUCCCUACUUACAAAUCUCCGUACUCAUCGGAUUCUGUGUGGAUCCUUGGUUCAAAAAUUCCAAAUACCGUCUUUGAAGAUCCUCAAUCAGUAGAAUCGGAUCCAGAUACUUUGAGAGUAUCAUCUCCCACUGUAAAAAUAGUAAAACUAUUGCCUGAAACGUCAGAACAAGAUUCAAUCUUUACGACAACAAAAAAUGAUGAAUUGGAUUAUAAAACUACACAAGAAACUCCGACUGAAGCUGAAUUGUAUCCUACAACUUCAGAAGAACUCCGGACUGAAGACGAACCGAGUUAUAUAACAACAGAAGAAACCAUGACUGAAGAUAAAUCGAAUCCCAUAACUUCAGAAGAACUCCGGACUGAAGACGAACCGAGUUUUAUAACAACAGAAGAAACCCUGACUGAAGAUAAAUCAAAUUCUAUAAUUACAGAAAAAACCAAGACAGAAGAUGAAUCGAACUCUCUGGUGCUUAAAGAAGACUCGACCAAAGAAGAAUCAAUUUUUACAAUAACAGAAGAAACCCUGACUGAAGAUAAAUCGAAUCCCAUAACUUCAGAAGAUUUCCAGACUGAAGACGAAUCGAGUUUUUUAACAACAGAAGAAACCCUGACUGAAGAUAAAUCAAAUUCUAUAAUUACAGAAGAAACCAAGACAGAAGAUGAAUCGAACUCUCUGGUGCUUAAAGAAGACUCGACCAAAGAAGAAUCAAUUUUUACAAUAACAGAAGAAACCCUGACUGAAGAUAAAUCGAAUCCCAUAACUUCAGAAGAUUUCCAGACUGAAGACGAAUCGAGUUUUUUAACAACAGAAGGAACUCAGACUGAAGUCGACUCGAACUCUAUACAAUUUAAUUCUAUCAAAACAGAAGACAAAUCGAAUCCUAUUACAACAGAUGAAAACCAGCAGGAAGACGACGAAUCAAUGUCUAUGACUUCUCAGGAAACAACAACAGCUUUUAAUCUAAAUGAUGCGCUUUAUACAAAUAGAUUUUCUCAUUCAUCUAUUAUUUUAAGAAUAAACGAUUUAAUGAAGAAAAUUAAAGAACAACAAAAUAAAUCUCAGUUUAGGACCAUAGGCGAAAGUGCAAACCAACAAUUUGAGCCACAGUUGACCAAUGAAGCUGAUACGUACGAAGAAUACUAA
Messenger RNA from Macrosiphum euphorbiae (potato aphid), 1596 nucleotides. The record is from the annotation of a GenBank genome assembly. Lineage: Eukaryota; Metazoa; Arthropoda; Insecta; Hemiptera; Aphididae.